UUUUUUUCAGUUCCACUGCGGAAUCAGUAUGAAGGCUAAGGAAGGAGGUCAUACGGAAAUGGCCCACAAGAACGUAAUUGUAAUAGUUCAAUUUAUGCGUUGGAGAGAGUCAGUAUGUGCGUUGGGGAAAGGGUAAGUUGUUGAGUUUUCAUAACUCCCACAACUAUCGACACUAUUUCCUGUAAAUGUCAUGAUGAGCUCGCAUGUAUGACAGAAAUUUUCAAGCAUUGAAGACAGUUAUUGUGUUGGUAAUUAUUGAGCAAGACCAAAACUUAACACGCAAGACCAAGACUAACACUAGAAAUAUUUGACCAAGACCGAAUAAUCAAGACCAAUACCACGACUGGGAAAGUCUAGGUGUUGAUCAUGCUUAUCAGUAGUAAUCUGAAUUUUACUUACUAUGUACUCAGGAAAUGGUCCAAGCGGUUUGAGUUUGUCAUACAUGUUACAAGGAAAUAUACCGUACGUGGUUUCUGCCGAUCAUCCUGAUGAACUACUAGCGGCCCGCUUGAAACCGUUUGUUGGAAAGAGUUUAGUUCAUCAAAAUUUAAGAUUUUUAGCAGAGGGCCUUGAAGGAAGAUCUACCAACAUGGUGUCUUUGUUAUUAGACGCUCUUAUUCAUCCCUAUGCUGACAUGGGACUUGAACUACAACCUCUGGUUGAGUGGAGACCAGAUGGGAACAAGAUGGAGCACUUGGUAUUGGGAAAAGGUCCCCCGGGAGGCGCAUGGCACACUAUGGACCCACAAAUUCUCACUUUAUCGUUAGGUUCUUGGAUGUCCCUACCAGGCUUGCCCUACAAUUCGAGAGACGGAAGCGAGAAACGCGCUUUCGCUGGAAACAUUGCUAAAUACUACGAAGACUACGCAACUAAAAUGGGCUUGCAAGAAAACUUCGUUUCUAACACUAUAGUGACAAAAGUAAAACCUCUAAGAAACGCCAAAUCACCAGAAAAUCAAAUUUCGGCAAUGGACGUGGAUGACUGUGCCCCGGAAUCCAAAUGUGAUAGACAACAGUGUAUGUGGGUAAAGAAGGUAAAAGAGGACACCCCGGAGAAAAGGAAACUAUGCCUCGCUCCCGAAUUAGCCGAAAAUUGCAGGAAAAUAGAACUUUGUCCUUUAUCUAACGCUUUAUACCUAAUUGGAUGCGGCAGGAAAAAGAAAUUGAAAGGAGAUCGAUGUCAUCUCUCAUGCAAUAUCAAGUGCAACCCUAGUUAUAAUAUUUUCGAUAGUUACGAGAAAGUUAGUGAUAAUGAUGUUUCAAGCUCAAGUAGUAAUAAUAGGUGCAGGAAUCUCUCUUAUUCAGAAAAGUCGUCAUCAAAUUUUCAUGAUGAACUACCUGGAAGAUUUAAUUAUUAUUGUAGAAGUUUAUCUAGUUAUGAAGGUUUAAAUACUGACGUGCCUUGUAGUAGCAACUCUGUCGCAAAUUCGUCGAACAAAGACGCAGACGUCCAACCUGUGUGGUUGGUAGAGGUCUACGACAAAGUUCAGCAAAGGUAUACAACGUACACGUGUAACAAUUUAGUGCUUGCCAAUGGUGCUUCAGACAUUCCAAACAAACUGAACUUGUCAAAUCAGAAGCCCGAUCCCGACUGGUUUGCUUACACUGUGAGAGAUUUAGAAAUUGCUCUUGACAACAGUUUUAGAAAUAAUUCGAAUUUAAAUCCCGAUCCGGUACUGGUUGUUGGGGCUGGACUGAGUGCAGCUGAUGCAAUUAUUGCAGCCAGGGGACGAAAUAUACCGGUUUUGCACGUUUUCAAGUCAAAGUCAGAGGGACUAAACAAACAACUACCUGAAAAUAUGUAUCCGGAAUAUCACAAGGUUCACCAAAUGAUGGUCGAUGGUGGGUCUUCCUAUCCCUUUUAUAAGGCUUUACCUGGAUAUACCUUAACCGAUUUCAAUGCUUCAAAAAAAAUAGUAGAGCUGACGUCAAAUACCGGAAAGAGUGAAACAGUUAGCGUAUCGUUUGCAGCUAUUUUAAUAGGAUCUCGACCCGAUCUUAGUUUUCUGCCUGAGAAUUUCAAUUUAGGUGUAAACAGAAACUUGCCAGUUGAUUGUAAAACAAAUCCUAUUGAUAUCGAUCAAUUAACUCAUGCGGUAAACGGUUACAAUGGCCUGUACGUGAUGGGGCCGUUGGUUGGUGAUAAUUUUGUAAGAUUUAUACCCGGAGGUGCUUUAGCCAUUCUUUCUGAUUUAUAUAGAAAAUAUGGCUACUGAUUGCUUAUUAGACGGUUCAAUUAGUAAAACGCAAUAGUGCCUAAAAGAAAUGAAAAAAUCAAAUUUAAAUUACAACUUUAGAUACCGCAAAAAAAUAGCUUUUUUUAUUCACCUAAAUCCAACCGUACUUCAAUUUUUAAACAAAUUUAUCUAUACGUAAAGUAAUUUAUUAUAUACCUUUCUUUUUGUGAUACUUUUUCACCAGUCCAAUAAAUUUCGUUAAAGUGAUUUUUAAUAAAUUAGUUAGUGUUAAAAGUAUUUUUGAUGAUAAUAAUUAUAAACCGCGCUAAACUAAAGGCAUUUACUGAAGAUUGUUCAUUUUAAAUUAUUUUCUGAAUCGUGUAUUUAACAAAUUUUCUUUUCUGAGAAAAUUAAACGUACUUAUGUAACUUGUUACAAUAACUACGAACGUAAUGUUUUAGUUAAAUAGGUAAAAAAAUAUUUAAACCUUUUUUAUAUAAUAUAUUUUUUUGUAAACACGUUGUUGUUUUGCCUCUUUUGGCUGUUGUUAGUAAUCUUAAUAAAUAGUUGUUUUGUUUUUAGUGUAUAAUUUAUCGUAUUUGAAUAAGGGAACCCCAAUUCUUUUACGUUAAUGCAAAUGAAUUUAAUUGUUAUUAUUCUUACGGUGUUAAACAAGCUAGCCUUUUUGUUAAUGUAAUGAAAUUAUUGUUUUUAUUGAAACUACUUACCACAAUCAAAAAUAAGAAAAGAAAACAAUAGAAUAGUAAUGUUUCACAGCAGAAUUUAUUUCAAUAAAAAGAUGAAAAUCGCCCCCCUUGCAGCGGGUUUAUAAAGUUAUUUAAAAUAUAUAUAUAUUUGUUGUAUUAUUCCUUAUACUUAAACUUACAAAAGAUUUUUCUGUGUAAAUGUGUAAUAUUGUAAUUUAUAAACGACAGGCUGUUGCACUAUAGCAAAAUUAUAAUUUUUGUGUACUGCGUUUCAGUUUUUGGGCUUUCUGGCUAUUGUUUUUGGAAUUUAUAUUCUCAAAGGUGGCGUGGUAGUGGCAGUCGAAGAUGUCUCACAAAUCGCUCGAUGGCGAGCGACUUACCGUACUGUAGGCGAAACGUCGGUAAGUAAUUUCCAAUAGUGAUGAGCAAAAUUGAUCUUGUUCUUGCAUAAAAGACCAAGACCGAACGAACAAGACCAAGAGGAAAUACGCAAGAUUAAGCGAAAAAUUAUUACUUCCGGUGAAUUUAUGAGUAAAACUAUUUAAAGCAACUUUAUUAUAUUCUUUCCUUAGAACAAAACAUCUUUUGCAUUUGAAAUUUUUAGUUUGCUUUACUGUAUUUUAACACUAAACAUAACAAAGGAAAUUUUAUCACUGGUAGAAAAAAAAUAUCUACAAGAAUCUCCUCGAAGUAUGUGUUUUUGGUUUUUUAUAUUUGUACUUUUUUUUGCUAAAUUUCAAGUUAUGCAUUGAAAAAAGGGUCAAUUUAUGCAUUGGAGUAAAGUUUUCAUAAAAAAAGAAAAAUUUAUGUUUAAGAGUUAUUAAAAAGACGAAAGUAUUAAAAGAGUACGACGAAAACUUAACACGCAAGACCAAGACGACGACUAGAAAUAUUUAAGCAAAACCAAUACUAAGACUGGAACGGUCUUGGUUUUCCUUUGCUCAUCACUAAUUUCCAAAGACAGCUACGAAGCCCGAAAACUAAAAUACAGCAUACAUUAGAUACCGGCCGUGAAAGCUUACACAAACUUUUUUUGUCUUCUAUUUCUAAGAAUGAUGAAGAUUGGUGCAAUUUAAAGCGUUUCAAAAAUAUUUGAAUUUAUUUAAGGUGCUUAUUUAAGCACAAUAAAUGUGAAAAUAUACGUAUAUUUAA
Molecule: messenger RNA, 4035 nt
Organism: Agrilus planipennis (emerald ash borer)
Lineage: Eukaryota; Metazoa; Arthropoda; Insecta; Coleoptera; Buprestidae
Product: oxidative stress-induced growth inhibitor 2
Exons: 5
Coding region: 401-2215 (604 amino acids)
Source: RefSeq, a predicted model, not a curated record